AAAGGGCAAAGAGGGCGAUAUUCAGUGUGUAUGUUGUAAAUAAGGCUGGGGGAUUAAUUUACCAGUAUGACAAUUAUGUACCGAGAGCAGAAGCAGAGAAAACAUUCAGCUAUCCUUUAGAUUUGGUGUUAAAGAUCCACGAUGAUAAAGUUGUUGUAUCAUUUGGUCAACGCGAUGGAAUCCGAGUGGGCCAUGCUUUACUGUCCAUCGAUGGAUUGGACGUCAACGGUAAGUUCACGGCGGAUGGGAAGGAGAUCAUCGAAUACUUGAAAGACUCAACAAACUAUCCGUUGUCCAUACGGUUCGGAAGGUCUCGCUUGAGCUCCAAAUAAAAACUGAUGCUGGCUUCAAUGUUUCAUUCGUUGUUUGCUAUUGGUUCACAGCUGUCCCCAGAAGUUGGCAGUACAGGAAUUGAGAUGCUGGAGACAGAUAUGUUCAAACUGCAUUGCUUUCAGACACUCACUGCUAUAAAGUUCAUUGUGCUGACAGACCCCCGGCAGUCUGGCAUUGAUGCACUCCUGAGGAAGAUUUACGAGAUCUAUUCAGACUUCGCCCUCAAGAACACCUUCUACUCUUUGGAGAUGCCUAUCAGGUGUGAACUCUUUGAUCAGAAUUUGAAGGGUGCAUUGGAGAUAGCAGAUAAAGCUGUGUCGAUGUUGGGCAAGCCCACGUCCUUGGGCUCGUUCCUGAUCAACAGCAGGCAGACGAAGGAGACCACACAACAGGAGAGGCCUGAGAUGGACAGGGUCGUCCUCCAGCUGAAGCUCUGGGCCAUCAAUGUUGCAAUAAUGGGGCCUAAACUCCCAGCCAGGUUCAUACUGCAGGACAGAAUCGCCCACCACGUCCCAAACUGAGAGGGCUCGAACCACUGAGGAGCAGAAGGGAAUGACAUAUCAUAAUAUCAGACUAGUGAUGUGCUGCGUGGCUUGACACGACUGGUGUUGAAUGGACAGGGAUAUACAGUUCAUUCGGAAAGUAUUCAGACCCCUCGACUUUUUCAAAAUGUUGUUACGAUACAUCCUUAAUCUAAAAUUGAUUAAAUCUUCUUAUUUUUU
Molecule: messenger RNA, 1055 nt
Organism: Salvelinus namaycush (lake trout)
Lineage: Eukaryota; Metazoa; Chordata; Actinopteri; Salmoniformes; Salmonidae
Product: trafficking protein particle complex subunit 4-like
Exons: 6
Coding region: 339-854 (171 amino acids)
Biological process (GO): endoplasmic reticulum to Golgi vesicle-mediated transport
Cellular component (GO): TRAPP complex
Source: RefSeq, a predicted model, not a curated record